CUACACGGCCCGUGAUGCUUUGCGAGCGGCCUAUGAACACGUACCACAUGGACUAGCUGAGAAGCCGGAGGGGGGCAGGGCUGGGUAUCUUGGCAACACCCGGGUGCCUCCUCCCCUCCUGCCAGCCCUGGCAUCGUGUCCUGGGCUCCUUGUGUCUUCCUGCACCCCGUGAACCGGUCCCUAAAGCGGGGAGGAUAGUCACAGCCACCAUGGACGUAUUUGGGGAUCUGAGGAGAAUGAAUAAGAGGCAGGUGGGUGUCACAAUCAAUGGUAGCCAUGUGGGCAACCUAGGCUGGUGAGGGGGCUACCUCAUCCCCCAGCUUGCUAUACUGGUUUAUAUGAAGUGUGUGGAUGCCAGUCAGCAACCCAUUAAUGCCACAGCUGGCACUCCAGCUGGUGUGGACUACAAGUCCUCUGAUGAAAAGGCAUCAUGGGAUAUGUAGUCCUCAUCUGCUGAAGACAGAGAUAAAAGCUAAGCCACCCCUGUCCAUCAUUUUAGGCUUAAUAGUAUUUGCUAUGGGAGAAGAAUAAACAAAGAGAGAAAUGGGAGAGAAAAAAACAAACAAACAAAAACACACACACACACUCACUCUCUCUCUCUCUCUCAUAUAACAGUAACAUUUAUUUUUGCUGAAACACAUUUCCUUUUUUUAUACAGGACAAUCUGAAUGACAAUCUUUUUUUACACAGGGCUUCUGAAUGACAUACUGUUUUUAAUUCGUUUUUAAAUUGGGAUAAAUAAUGUCUAAAAGCACACGUCAGAUAGUAAAAAAAAUCACAUAGAUCAAAGACCGUUGACACUAUAAUUGUCUUAAUUGUCAGUGUGGCUUAUAAUGUUUCCCUUACAUGCAAUUUCAAGUCUUUACCCCAAUAAUAUUGAUAAUACCGAGGUAACAUAUCUUUAAUACUCUUAUUUUGACAGCUGGUUGACAAUAUGGCAUUCUAUCGAAAACUCCCAUCACUAGUUUUAUUUUUAAUGUUUAUUUCUAAUGCGCUAACAUAUUCUGGAGCACUGUUGCAGUGAGGUAGCAUUUAAACAUUUUAUUUAAGAGCAUGACAUUUUUGUAGUAUGUUUGCUCUUUUAGUGUCAUCUGAAAAACUUUUCUUAAAGGGGACCUCCAUGCAUCAUCAUCACUAGAGCGUCCCCUGCCUGUGAAUCCCAUCCAAUGACCGUCAGAAUUAAUAUUACUAAUGCAGAACUAGGAAAUUCCACUUUUAGCAGUAUCUAUAAAGAGGGGCCAGCACAGCAUCAACCAUAAGGUGAUCAUCAGUGGUCACAUAAGCCUCAAAACGUAAUCAGGGGUCAUGGAACUAUGAAUUUAUUUAACCCUAUUAAACAUCCAUAUGUGAAGAUUUAAGGAGGGCCCAAACUGAUUAACUUAAUACUUCUCUAAGAGGGGCCAGACCAUAAAAGCUAUGAGGACCGAGGUAUGUGGUAGUGAGCCAAGGAACUUUGGGUACCAUAAUUACUGCAGCACACCAUUGUAUAUAUUGGUCUUCAGAGGGGAUGUUUUAUCGUGUUCAUGAUUGUAUCAUUUUGUGUGCGGAAAUUAUCCAGGGCUUAUUCAUUAGUUGGCAGCUGUGAUGGGGUGACAACUUUAGGAGUUUUGUAGAAAAUCUCAAACUGGGCUGAUUCUUAGAGGUUUUUUUCAACACCACUAGUAUGGCCUGAAAUUUGCAAGUUGAUUAUCAGAAAAUUUAUGUUUAGCCAAAAAAAAGUAUCGCUGUAAUAUUGACAAACCACUUCUAUGCAUGGAUAAACUUACUGUAAUUGUUAUGGUUCUGGUGACUAUAGCAUGUUCGUGCAGGCUGAGCACUGUAAACACUGCCUUUUCAGAGAAAUGGCAGUGUUUACAUUGUCGCCUAGGAACGACUCUAGUGACGGUCACUAAAGGUGCUUCCUAGUUCAGUGUCCACGCUCUGCAUGGAGGCACUGAACAUUCCCCAUAGAUAUGCAUUUACUCAAUUCAUUUCUACAAGAAGAUUCUAAUUGGUGCAGCAGCCUCCUAGUGCUUUCCUAUGAAUCUUGAUGAUCUCAGUCAUGGAUGCGGGGCCAACCGCAGUGAGACUGGUGCGGCGUGGGAGAAAAGGUAAGUAAAAACCUUUUUUUUUUUUUUUACUGAGAUUGGAGGGGGCUGGUCACCUAAACAACCACUUCAGGACUAUAGUGUCAGGAAUACAUACAUGUUUGUUUUUAUACAUUGCUGUGCUGGAGAGCAAGAGACAUAGGAGAGUUCUUCUGCUCGGCUCAUCAAUCACCUGUCAUGAAAAAGGGCUUUCGAUGUUUGUUGAAUUCCCAGCACCUAUUGAAGGCAGUGGCAGGAUGUUAUUUAGACAUGUACCAACAACCUAGAGAUUGUUGCAGACCAUAUACACCCCUCCAUGGCAAUGGUGUUCCCUGAUGGCAGUGGCCUCUUUCAGCAGGGAAAAUGCAAAACUGUUCAGGAAUGGUUUGAGAAACAUGGCAAAGGGUUCAGUGUGUUGUGUUGGCCUCCAAAGUCCCCAGAUCUCAAUCCGAUUGAGCAUCUGUGGGAUGUGCUGGAACAACAAAUCCGAUCCAUGGAGGCCACAUCUAGCAUACUUGCAUGGCUCUAAAGAUCUGCUGCUUUUGUUUUGGUGCCACUUACCACAGGACACGUUCAGAGGUCGUGUGGAGACCUUGCCUCAAUGCAUCACAGUUUUGGCAGCACGAGGGGGACCUACACAAUAUUAGGCAGGUGAUGUUAAUGUUGUGACCUAUCAGUGUAUGUUGAUACUCUUUUAAUACCACAUAUAUACAGUGCAAUCAAUAUAAUACAGUACUUAGUAAAACAUGUUGGACGCCGAUGAAUGUUUGUUUGUUUUCAUUGAGAAAUUGAGAUAAUUUUGAAAACUUGCAUUAUUACGGUAAUAUAAAUAUUCAUUUAUUUUAUGUUAGUUUUUAGGUAAUUGCCUGAGGUAGCAUUGUAUGUUGCAUUUAAGCCUAUGUCUAUGCUGCAUGUUAUGGGUGAAAUGAUUCCACUUUGCUGUAUCCUCAGCAGGUUUGAUUCCAGUGAGUUAUGUAUUUAAGUAUAUUGAAAUGCACACAAUGUUAAAGUGUUGUGUUAUUGUCUCAGCACCUUCUCUUUGCCCCUUCAGAUAGUUUUAGUAUAAAAAUGCUACAAUUGAUUCCAUUUUAUUCCUACAAAUUUCCAACAAUAUGCAUAAUUAUGAAUUCAAUGGCAUCUGCAUAUAAUGAAAAGACUUAUCGCUUCCAGAAUGCAAGAUGUAUAUUAAUUGAGGGUAAUUGAGUGUACGUCUGCCAUUCCACAGUAAGUAGUCAAACCAUUUUAGUAUACAACAUACCUGGAUCACUCUGAGAGUCCAGAGGGAAUACGCUAGAUCUACAGAGUUAAUGAAGACCGUGCUCAUUGGAUGAGAGCAAUCAUGCUCACGCUCAUUAACAAUUUCUCUCACUGUUGGAUAAUAAAUGCCUACGCCAUGUCUCCGUCAGAUGCCUGAGUGAGCACACUCGUGGCAUCUAUAUGAGUAGCAAAGAUAUUACAACAGGGAAGUGCAGAGGAGACAAUUUAGUUUUAUGACUACAUUAUUCACUCUAGUAAAUGUUAAAAUAGCUUCUACUGGGAGGAAAGAAUCAAAAACUGUCACUUUUCUUGAAUUGACAGUUCCACUUUAACGACACAUCGUAGGAUAAAUGUCUGCAUUGACGCUGAGCCAAGCACUCUUGGUUUAGGUGCAGGCCCACUGGCCCAGUAACAAUUCAUACUGCAGCCAAGCCAAACCUACAGCAAGGUGGGAUAGGCAGGGCUGAUAUCUUCUACUCAGUCUGUCAGCUUGUUUGUCUGGAGAGAUGACAUGGUUCACAUAAUUCUUUCCAGCCUGUUUCAUGCUUCCUCUAUUCUAUUUUUGUUACUUCUCUCAGUUCAAGAGAUUCUUUAUCAGAGUCUUACUUUACUUAUGGCUGGCUGCUUAACACUAAGACUUUGGCACCCAGACCACUUCAUCUCAUUAAAGUAGUCUUGGUGCAAUGUCCCUGUCCUCCUUAGUCCUGCAAUGUAAAACAUUACAGGUUUUUUUUUUGAAACUGCAGUGUUUACAUUGCAGUUCUAAAACAGCCUCUGGUAGCUGUCUACCAGACAGCAACUAGAGAUGCUUCUGGGAUCUUACCGGACUCUAGGUCGCCUAAUUGAUACGAACAUCCUCAUUAGUAAAAUCCCCAUAGGAAAUCAUUUGAUGCUUAUCUACUGGGAGUGCAUAAUGCGCUUGCGGCGCACCUGCAUUAGGUCCCGCCUUCAGAUGAUGUUGGAGUAGGCGAAGUGCUCCAGUAAAGUAAAGGUUUUUUUAAACCCCUUUGUAUGCCAAAAUGGGCCACGACACAGGGGGACUAGAGGGCGCUAUGUUGUUAGGAAUAAAGCAAAACUAUGAUCUAGAAGUGUGGUAUAGCACAAUACCAAAAGGCAAAAUAGUUUAACCUAGUGCAGUUAUUGUGUAUAGGCUGCUGUAGCCUCAACAGCAAGCGAAAUAUAGCAAUCCAAAGUAUUCAUCCACAAAGCGUAGCUUAGUUAUAGGGGCUUACUAGUGCAGCCCAAAUUUAUAAAUUAUAAGUGUUAGGAAUACAGAUUUUUAUUCCUAAAACUAUAUAAUCCCUUUAAAGAGAUACUAUAGGCAUCAAAACAGCUUAACUUAAAUGAACACUAUAGUCACCUAAGUUACUUUAGCUAAAUAAAGCAGUUUUAGUGUAUAGAUCAUUCCCCUGCAAUUUCACUGCUCAAUUCACUGUCAUUUAGGAGUUAACCCCUUAAGGACUGGACUGUUUUUGCAAUGUUGUACAUUUGCGACCAGGACUCUUUUUACACUUUUGUGGUGUUUGUGUUUAGCUGUAAUUUUCCGCUCUCUCAUUUACUGUUCCCAUACAAAUUAUAUAUUGUUUUUUUCAGGACAAAAGGGGCUUUCUUUACAUACAAUUAUUUAUAUAAUCUCAUGUAAUUUAAUUUAAAAAAAUUUUUAAAAAAUGAUGAAAAAUUUAAAAAAAAAUACAUGUUUUUUGACUUUUACUUGAAAAAUCUUUUACUCAUCUACAAAAGUGAAUGAAAAAACUGCUAAAUAGAUUCAAAAUGUUGUCCUUUUUUGCUUUUUUUUGCAAGUUAUAGGGCUAUAGGUACAAGUAGGAUAUUGCGGUUUCAAAACAUACAUUUUAAAAAUGUAUCAAUAGUGACAUUGUAACAAUAUUAUCUGUCAUAAAUCUCUGAAUAACACCCCACAUGUACAUAUUUUUUUUUAAAGUAGACAACCCAGGGUAUUCAAUAUGGGGUAUGUCCAGUCUUUUUUAGUAGCCACUGCCAUCAGUCGAAAACACUGGCCAAAGUUAGCAUUCAUAUUUGUUUGUGUGUAAAAAAAGUAAAAAACUAAAUUGAAUGCUAAUUUUGGCCAGUGUUUGUGACUAAGUGGCUACUAAAAAAGACUGGACAUACCCCAUUUGCAAUACUUUGGGUUGUCUUCUUUUGCAAAUGGUAUGCCAUCAUGGGGGUAAUUCUCAUUCCUGGGCUACCAUACGCUCUCAAAGGCAACAUAACCAACCUGGCCUUUUUCAAUGUAAAAAUAUUUGACCCAUAUAUUUGACCCUGUAACUUUCAAAAACGCUAUAAAACCUGUACAUGGGGGGUACUGUUAUACUCGGGAGACUUUGCUGAACACAAAUAUUAGUGUUUCAAAACAGGAAAACAUAUCACAACAAUAUCAUCAGUAAAAGUGCUGUUUGUGUUGAAAAAUGCAAAAAAAAGUCACUUUCACUGACAAUAUCAUCACUGAUAUGUUUUACUGUUUUGAAUCACUAAUAUUUAUGUUCAGCGAAGUCUCCUGAGUAAAACAGUACCCCUCAUGUACAGGUUUUAUGGUGUCAUAGAAAGUUACAGGGUAAAAUAUAGUGCAAGCAAAUUAAAUUCUCUGGACUUUCGACCUGGGUUGGCAGGCAGGUCCCUCAAAUUGCAAUCAAUAAAAUUACUUAAUUAUGUAGAAAUAUUACAUGAAUACGCACAUAGAAUUUAAAUAUGCAUAUUUAAAUAUUUGAAGUCUACGUGUAUAUUUAUAUAAUUAUUUAUGUAAUUUUGUAUAUGGACAUAUGUAUAUUUCUUAUUAUUUUUAAUUUAUAUAUAUACAUAGAUAUAUAUACAAUUUCAUAUAGAUAUAUAUUUUUAUUUUUUAUUAUUAUUUUUACAUGUUUUUAUUUAAUUUAAAUUACUUAUUUGUAUUUUAUAAUAAUAUUUAUAUACAAUAUAUAUAUACACACACAUACACACACACACACACACGUGUGUAAUUUAAUUAUAAGUUUAUUUUUAUAUUAAUAUAUUUACAUAAUAUAAAAAUACACUUAGUAUGACAUUAUAUAUAUGUAAAAUCAUAAAAAAAUUAAAGUUAAAGUUAAUAAAAAAAUAUAUGUGUGUAUAUAUAUAUAUAUAUAUUUAUAUUACACAAGAUCCAGCGCACUCACCUAUCCACUAAACAGCAACUUCAAUGUUGAAAGAUUUUAUUUGGUUUUUUUUUAAAACACCUAAUCUAGGCAAAAAUAAUGGGGGUUUAGUUACAUUAUAUGAUCAUACAUUGCAUAAGCCUGCCACAACGUCAAUGUACCCCAUCUUUGGCAGGUCCUACACUAACAGCCUAAUGUCUGCUCUUAUGAGAUUAACCUACUUGGGGAAAGAAAUUCCAUCUGGGGCUCUCUGCAGUACAAGGCUAAAUAGGGCCCUGGGAUGAGGCACCUGUGACAGGGAGGGGUGCAAAACCAAGGAGUUGGCUAGACUCCCAAAUAUAUAUAAAACAAGAGGGGGUUGGCUGCACUCACCUUAACAUGCAUAAAUGGGGGUGCUGCUGGGGGCCAAAUAAUACAAUACACAAGAUCCAGCGCACUCACCUAUCCACUAAACAGCAACUUCAAUGUUACUGGCAAUUUGUUUUUUGGAAUCUAGAGAUACACUACAUGCAUUUAUAAAUGCAAUGUUAUUGCUAGGAAUCCCCAAUAAAUAAUGCAGUUAUGGUCACUGACCAGCAAUUGGACAUAAUUUGUAAAAAUAGACUUCUGGAGCAGUCGAGGUAAUAUCUGUGCUAUAUUGUAAGUGCAUACUUUUCUAAAUGAGCUCUUGUUUGAAAGUAAGUUAAAACACUGUGGUGUAAAAUCUUUACCAAUAUCUUCACAUAGACUAAACUGUUUGUUUCUUUGAUUUGCACAAUAGGAAAUAUAUGCGGUAGCUAUCAAUUCUAAUGGUUUUCCUGGAUUGUUUCCUUGCAGUUGUACUAUCAAGUACUGAACUUUGCCAUGAUAGUAUCAUCGGCUCUCAUGAUAUGGAAAGGCCUAAUAGUGGUGACUGGAAGUGAGAGUCCCAUCGUCGUGGUGUUAAGGUAGGAGUAAAACAGUAUCUUAGUAUUGUUAUGAUUCUUUACUCUGCAAUUUAAAUCUGUAUAUGAUUUCAGGUUUGGGAUUUGAUUUUUUGUUUUUUUAUUUUGUCCAAAUUAAAGCUGCUUUCAAGAGCAUGUAAACAUAUAAAAUGAGAACUCUGAGAAUGGGCAAAAGCUUCAGAAAACUCAAUAGCUUGCCUUUUAGUUAAUAUCUGCCCAGGUCUCAAAAUGGAUAUUGCUUACUUGUGCCAUUCUGUUAUUGUCUGCUUUUGCGUCAUUGCAUUUGGUUAGGGUCUCCCUAAGUUAUAAGAUAUGUCUGAUAUGCAAAUGGUAUAGGUUCUCUCUCUAAUGGCAUAAGUGAGUAAUCAAAAAUAAAAAAUAGACAAACCAAAAGCCAAGCUUUUGAGUUUUAUGAGCUUUGCCUGUUGUCAGAGUUCCCAUAUUCUCUGUUUUUGUUUUAAAAUAUAACUUGUUAGUUUAGUAUUGUUUUGUGGGUUUUUUUUAAGUUUAUUGAUAUAUGUUGAUAUGUGUUAUUGUUUCCUUUAACAACUAAACUGGUUGGCAACAUCUUAAAUGUUUAGGAACACUGUAGGCACUAUAAACAUUUUAUCUCACUGAAUUGGUUAUAGUGCAUGGAGUCAAAUUGAGCCAUCACUCCAUUUAUGUUAAACCAUUUUUGAGCAGUUUAACAUUGAAUUAAGGUACCUGUCCAGCAAACGUAUACUGCAGGUAUGGCUAAGGCUGAGAUUAAACCCUUCCUUCCAGCCAUACUGAUUAAUACUAGCAAUGGGCACUGUGAUAGGUUGAAAGUGGUCAUCAGACUCUUUUAUUGCUGCUUAAGCUAAUCCAUUAGCCCAAGCAGCACAGAGGGGAUGGGCUGCUGGUGACUCUUCAUUAAAAAAUGUCUGGAUUUGAAUGGAAGCACAGUGCUUGUGGACUCCAGGCACUAUAAGCACUUCAGUGAGAGGAAGCAGUUACAGUGCCUGUAGUGUCCCUUUAAGGCCAAGAACAGUUUUGCCCCAACUCUAUGGGCUAUUUCAAGCAUCAUAACCACUGCAGCCUGUUCUAGAAUUAAUGAAUUCAGGAGUACACUGGCCUAUUUUCCAGGAAUGGAACAAAUCAGGUACUCCAGGGGCCAGUAAUGCUCAUCCAGCUUCUGCGGAAACUGAAAGCCUAUCCAGCCAACUAUUCAUUGGCUAAGACUACUCUCAGCCACUGGUUGCAACUCUGAAUUCAUAAGCAUAUGCACAGAACUGACAUUAUCCAUCCCGGAACUCUUGUUCCGGACUAGCUCUUCACUCUGAUGGAAUUACAAAUUCCGUAUAUGCAGCAUUUUAUAGCUAAACAUUGCACAUGCAGACUCCAGGCACCAUGAGCACUUUAAAUCAAAUGUAUAUUCCUAACUCCACAGGGUCCUGGUGGCCGUUAAGGUUACGGGCCCCUACCUGUAAGGAGCAAGAAGGUCUUGUAGAACUUUUCUCCCUCGCAGAGCCAGUCAUCAUGGUUGACCCUUCUCCUUGGCAGAAAUUAUUGAAAUCUAUCAUCUCAGCCAAUCCAAUGCUUUCCCAUUUGAAGGCUAGAGUGCAUGUCUGGUAAAAUGCCGCACUGCGCCAAUCACAUGGUCUCUCUGAGACCAUCUGAUUUAUAUAGCAGAAUUUUACUCUGCUAUUUCAUUGGAAGCACCUCCAGUGGCUCUUUCCUUUGGCUUCACUACUGCCACUAAUAAAAUACUAUAACACUACUAGUAGCAUAUGAUUUUUAUUAACACAAAACUCAUACUAAAUUAUUGCUGUUUUUAUAUGUAUAAAAAUAGUCUAUGUCUGCUGCAUGUAUAAAGACACACAAGUUAGUAUGAUAUUUUUUUUUCCAGUUAUGACAAUAAAUAAAAACAGUUUUUGUUUAAUUUUCAUACAACUAGCGAAACUAAAGACAAAUCCCAACAUGUAUAUUCACAAAGUUCUAAUGAUUUGGGUUUAGUUAUUAUGAUUCCCUUUUGCUUAUUGUACAGGCAAUCAGUGCUAUUUUUAAAGUGCACAUAGAUAUGUAAAAAAAAAAAAAAAAAGAAAGAAAUAUAUUAUGUAAGAUAUGUGAGAUUUUUUCCACCUGACCCGUUCACAGAUGGUUAGCUGAAAGACAAGCACUCAGCUCACGAGCUGCUAAGUCUCCUUCAGUGAUGCUCCAUUUCAUUUGAAAUUAUUUUUGGAAAUCUAGUUGAAGUGGAACUGUCACUCUGAAAAUAAGAAUAUAUUUGAAUCAUGUGUUGAUUUCCUUUUGCUAUUAACAGAGAUCUCAACUCUAAAUCAACUCUGUUGUAUUAAAGGAUAAUCACAAAAUUACAACCAUUUGUAUACACAGUUCCAUUGAUGCCUUUUCAAAAUGCAACUGCCAUAUACAUGUGUAGUUUUAUUAAAUGAAUUAUGUAGGUCUCAUUUAUUGUUAAUUUUCCCACUUUUAUACUAUUGCAAGGUGCUGCAGAAUAUGUUGGCGCUAUAUAAAUGCCAAUAAUAAUAAUAACAAUAUAUAGAAUAGGAGCCAUGAAUAAAAAAAAUAAAAUAAAUGAAUAACUCUAGUUUCCGCUUCUUCUUUUCAUAUUAAGUAGAUCUUCAUUUUCUAGUUGACAUGAUGAAAAGUAUCUCUCACUGUAGGGGCUAUGUAUAACUGUCACAAACUGUAUCAUUUACCUACUAUUACAAUGUAGCAGACACGUUCUUGUCAGGUGCCUGGUGGAUUUCUGUAGACCAACUUUUAAGCGUUGAAGGGUCUUGUGUUUUUCUUUUUUUUUUUAAAUGAACACUGACGCGUUUCAAAAUCCAUUGAUGAUGUUACUUAUAUCAGUGUGUAUUUGUUCAAUACAUGGAAAAUCAGUUUUUUGUCCUGGAAACAUAAGUGUGUGACCAGUAUUUCGAGGAUCUGAUUCACCUUUAGACUGGGAAAACAGAGUAUAAUAAUGUGCACCUUGUGAUUACAGUAUUACUGAAGAAACAUACUGCAUACAUAGAGUGUAUAGCACUGGCACCACUAAUGCUUAGCAGAUUGUGAAGAUGUCAUCCGUGACAUCAUCAGGUCUACCCUGGUAAUAGCAACCAUUAUUCCCUCAUCCUUGUCCAAGAUUCAGUUUUUCUACAUUCCUGGCAGUUUUGAAACCUCUCAACUACCCUCCAGGGUUUUCCUCAUCUCUAUCACAUAACAUUUCUAAUCCCUGUAUCUACAUGUCCCACCAAUCCUUCAGCACAUUGUCACUUUCUACCAUUUCUACCAUCCCAUUGUGCGAUGUACAACCAUUAAUAACUCUUACUUCAUCAGUGAUUUGUAUUGAUGUAGCUCACUGCAAAUGAGACAAGUACCCAUGAAGUAAUAAAAAAAACCUAAAAUAUAUUUUCAUUUUGGAAAUGUCACUGUUUAUGCCUCUAUUCACGCCACGUAAAUACCAAAGUAUAUAUAGAAAUGCAUACAUGUCUAAUUAUCUUUGUAACGUUCAAAAAGUUGUAUAUAUUCAUUAAAGUUCCAGACCUUCAGUGAAUAAAGCAUCAAUUUAACUGUAUAUUUUACAGUGGAUAAUAUAUUUUUCAGUAAACGUAUUAAACCCCAAUCUUUUGUUUUUCACACAGUGGCAGCAUGGAGCCAGCAUUCCACAGGGGAGAUCUACUGUUCCUUACAAACUUCCAUGAAGAUCCAAUCCGAGCUGGAGAAAUAGUGGUGUUUAAAGUGGAGGGCAGGGAUAUUCCGAUAGUGCACAGAGUCAUCAAAGUUCAUGAAAAGUAAUACCUUUAUCCUAUCAUUUAUCAUCUUUUGUCAAACCAUGGCACCUUGUGUUGAAUACCUCUAUACUUGAUAUAUAAUAUAAAUCAAUGGUGCCCAAAAGGUAGAUCCCCAGAUAUUUUUAAAACUACAGCUUCCAUUACAUUUUGCCAUUCCAAUGGCAUGGGUCAUGGGAGUUGUAGUUCUACAUUUUGGGCACCCCUGAUGGUCUGUUGAUUGCAAAGUAAAGCACUUACAAAGUAUUAAGCCCAUAAAUUUGUUAGAGUUCUCAUUCUAAUAAAUUGUAGGGACAGGCUAGAAACAAUGUUUUACAUGAUAACCAUUAAAUUUCUGUUCUUAACACACCUCUUCCAAGAUUUCUCUACAUAAAGAUACAUAAUUACAUGGAGAAGCAUCACUUCACAGAGACAUUUGUUUCUGUAUAUUCCAGUAGCCUAAUUGCAAAGUGUUUUAUUCAUUAGUGAAGAGUAGAAAAUAAAGUUGGAAAAGUUAGACCUGAAUAACUAAAUCGGAAAAAAAAAGAAUUAUAUACAACCUAAAUGAUUUCAGCUUCAUUACCAACUCUUUUCGUUAUGGCCUAUACAUAUAUAUUAAUAAUAAUUAAUCUGGAGUUUUGAUUAUAUAUUUAUAUCGCCAGUUGAGAUAUAGCAACUAUAAUUAAGCCAAUGCAUUUUGACUGCAAGUUACUCCCACACUGCUAACCGCACAAUCCCACAAUACAGAAAUAAAUUAACCUUUAGGAAGUUAAGUAAAUUGGUCAAGUGAACCUGUGUGCUACUAGGAUUUAUGGGUAGCUUUUCUGCACUGCAAAAAUUAUUAUUUUUUAAUUCAUUAUUUUUGCUAAAUCUCUUUACCGUUUACAGCCAACUUAAAUCUGAAAAUCUCCAGAAAAGUAUAGAUAAAUUGAUUGAUGGCAGAGGUGCCUAGACAUUAGUUGUGGUCUGCUGUUUUGUAAAAUGUGUGUGUGUGUGAUCCACUUAUGCAUGUGUGAAUGAGGUGAAGUGUAAGCAUUAUCAGUGUGUGCAUAUAUGUAGAGGGUCAUUGUGUCUGAAUGGGUGCUCCCCCCCAUUUCUAGAUUCACAUUCCCACCCCUAUAAGCAUUAGUCAUUAGCCCAUUCCAGUAGACUGUUCUUCCCACAUGGUAUUUACUCUUUAUGAUUCCCAAAGGGCAGAUCCUAUGCAAAAAAAGUGCAUAUCUAUCACACAGCUUACCAAAGUUGCCUGUCUGCACAGAUACAAUCAUCAUAUUUUGCAAUAUUUCAGAGCAAGCAACCACUAAGGUACGGCAUGUACGAAUACUACAUGUUGAUUACAUAAUUACACCAUACCAUAGCUUAAAUGAACACUACACCUUACCAUAGCUUAAAUGAACACUCACAGAGAUGCAUUGAAUCUAUGCAUCUCUAUGCGUAAUGUUCAGCGCCUUAAUGCAGAGCAUUGAGACUCUGAAUGAAGUUGUGCAGCACUGAGAUAGGAAGCACAUCUGGUGACUGUCUCAGUGACUGCCGCUAGAGGGGUUAGUAGGCAGCAAAGAAAUUAGUUGUAGUCGGUCUGGUGACUAUAGUGUCCCUUUAAUAUGUAUUUUAAGUGCACCAUUUAGACAUACUGAUAUAUUGAUAUAUACCAUUAAUUAUACAGUUAAGCAUCUAAAUAACUAAUCUCAUGUAAAUUAUGGAUCAUUUAUCAAUGCACACUAUUAAAACACAAAUCAGUGGUAAUAUAUGCAGUAUACCAAAUAAUAAUAUCAAUCCUGAGGCUAUUACUGAAAACAAUGCCAGCGUUUAUCAGUGGAUAAGGCUGCUUUAAUUGCUGCCAGCAGAGGCUCUGAACCUUAAGCAUCUGUCACAAUUUAGCUAUUCAUAACCAGGGGAUGUGGGUGAACCAUGGCAAAAUACAUUGUGGUUUACCCAAAUACCCAAAGGUGUGAAUAGGUAGAUUGCAAUCAGCUUAAAGUUGACUAAUACUAGUUUAUUUAGUCUGAAAAUCUCUUAAAAUAGAAAGUGGGUCUGUUAUUUAAUAUUUUUGAAUAUUUAAUGUAUUUUCAUAAUUAUUUUUUUUUUUUGCCCUUAUCCUUUAGAGAAAAUGGUGAUAUAAAAUUUUUGACUAAAGGAGAUAACAAUGAAGUGGAUGAUCGAGGCUUGUAUAAGGAAGGCCAGAAUUGGCUUGAAAAGAAGGAUGUAGUAGGAAGAGCACGUGGGUAUGUGUUUUGUAUGUUAACAGGUUUUUCUUUGUUUUUUUAUGAUCUUUGCAAUAAUUACUGCUAACUACUGAGCUGUCUUUAUUUAAACUGUUAUAAAUGAAAUAUUGCUAAGUUUUUGGAAACCUGGGAUGCAUAACUUGUACAUAAACUUAAGUAAAACAACAGUUUAAUGUACAGACUACUGUGCAAGGAUGCCCAAAAAAAUUGAAUUAUAUAGAUUCGCACCAUUUAUUUGGAAUUUGUAAGGAACUUGAUCACACAUGACUUGUAGGAGUUAAAGGAGCUACAUUUUUAUGAAAUUGUAAGAGUUGGCAGACUAAAAAUAUUCUGCAAAAGAAGGAAAAUUUGUAUACAUAUAAAGCAAGAAGUAAGAUAUUAAAUAGUAGCAUUUAUAACGGAGCUCCAGUACUCCGGCUGAGUACCUCCGUUAAAAGUUCUGUCUCAUUAAAGAAUACAGCAUUGAAGUGAUAUAGCCCUUUUACCAAACUUGGUGAAGCCUAAAACACACACACAGAUGUGUGGAGCUCCGUACUCAGGCUGAGUACCUAUGUCUGUAGAUAGAAGAAAGUCGCUCUUCAGUGAUUAUAGAUAUUCGCCCAAAAACUAGAUGAGAUAAAGUGUAGGGUAGAACAAAAACUCUGCUGUAUUGAAAACAGCACAUCUAUUUAUACCCACACAGGCUCAUUUAUAUAAAAAGGGUUACAAUGAUACAAACAAUCUCCCUCCCAAACAGCACAGUGACCAGUCAACUAAUAGCAGUAUGGACUUGGGAUAGUAACCAAUUACACUACAAAGCCUAAUUACAUUAGUGUGAAUGCAGUACUAUGUUUACAAUGAACAGACAAUAACAAGGGCUGAGGAGUUUUGUGUUUUUUUUUUUUUUCAAUUCUUUAUUUUUGGUCAAGAAUUAGCAUAAAAAAAAGUGAUACAGAAUACAUACUUUCACUGUUCAGAUGGGACAAUAAUAAGAAGGUAACGAUACAUAACAUAAUUUGUAGCGUCUCAUCCAAAGUAAGCAACUUAACGGUAUUCUUUUAAUCCACGACAUAAGCAGUGUCAUUCACUUUUUUAACUGUGCACUUAUCAAAUACAAAAAUUUGGUUAACUUAUUUAUUAAUAGUAGAGAGAGAAGAGAGACAUGAAGGGUCCCUUGGCUCUGAAAAAAGGAGACUCCGUACUUUGAGGGGAAUGCGGGAAAUGCGCACAACCCAGAUAUUAGGCAUGUACUGCAUCCUUGAGUAGCUACUCAGAAACAUAUACUUAUGGUUCCAUAGCUCAGGGACAGAAAUUAUCAGUAAAAGGUAGUAAGACAAAGCGAUGAAGGUUAAGAAGAAAAGGAUAGUAUAGUAAGUAGUGGUCACCUGCUGGGGAAAGGGGGAGGGGGGAGGGCAGGGAGGUACAGGUCGCACCAGCCAAAGUGUAACUCUGCUCCCCACAACCCUCCGAACAUCAUUCUAGUUCAGUCAAUAAAGUCACUUGUGUUCCAGGAUUCCCAUAUUUUCUCAAACUUAUGCACAGUGUUUCUCACGUGUGCUGUCAGUUUAUCCAUCAAACAAUUGUCCUUAAUUUUUUCAAGGACUUGAGAGAUGGAAGGAACAGUAGGCUGUAGCCAACUCUGAGCAAUAGCCCAUCUGGCUGCUAAGGUGACCUUCUGAAGAAAAUUUUGUUCCUCUCUAGUCCACUCGUCUAGAGGUCUAUUCAGGAGGCACACCCAUGGGGUCAGGUAUGGCCUACUAUGAAAGAGGUUUUUCUAAAACAUCUACUACCUUGGUUUAGAGUGGUCGUAUCUGGGGACAGUCCCACCACAUAUGUAGGUACGUGCCUUUGAGGCCGCAACCCCUCCAGCGCAAAUCGGUUGGGGUCUGUUUCAUGCGAUAAAGUUUUACCGGGGUACUAUACCAGCGAAACAUAGUCUUAAAACAUUGGUCUUGCAACGUGAUGCAUAUGGAGUAGGAAGCUGCCGCUUCCCAAAUAGCCUGCCAGUCAAUACCUUCCAGUACCUUCCCCAAGUCUGCCUCCCACUGUGUAAUGUAAGUCAUCUGUUUCCAUACACUUACAUAAUGUAAGUCAUCUGUUUCCUUUGUUUCCAUACACAGGUAAGCACAUAGCAAAGCUAUCAGACCACUCUAGGGAGUUUCAUUCAGACACAGCCUCUCAUAAAAGGUCACGUUUUUGUGUGCUGCCUCUUUGAUGUAUGUCUGCUUUGCAAAGUCUCUAAUCUGUAAAUACCUAAAAAAAAAAAAAAAGUCAGACGGAGUAAGUCUAGUGUGUAAUUUCAGCGUAUCAAAGGUUAUUAUCUGACCCACCUGCAUAGAGAUGACAGGAUCUCUGGAGUCCUGCCUUUUCUAUAUUUUUUCAAAUCUCGGGCUGAAAUACCCGGAAGUUAACGCCCGGUUUCUUAGUAGAGGGGUGAUUGGGGAAGGGGAUGAAAAUAAACCAAAUGUAUAAGCUGUUGCAUCCCAAAUUCUGGGGGAGUGGAGUAUGGCUGGGCAAGUGGACCGCAAAAUAACUCUUCUAUCUCUAGGAACCCAUAUGUAGUAUUGGGGAAGAUCUGCCCCCGCCAUUAAAGACUCUAAAUCUACCCAUUUCCUGACAUCCACCAGUACAUGCCACAUCGCUAUGUGAGUAAGCUGUGCAGCCAGAUAAUUGUAGUAAAGAUAUGGUAGACCCAGUCCUCCCCUAGUUUUAGGGUGGUAGAGGACAUUUCUGGAUACCAUGUGUCUCUUGUUCUGCCAAAUGAACGACCCUAUAGCGUUUUGUUGGGGCGCCAAAUCUUUUUUUUGUAAUCGCCACCGAGAGAGCCUGAAAGAGGAAUAAAAUACGUGGCAAUAUGUUCAUCUUUACAAAAUGAACACGGCUGAUCCAAGAUAUCGGUUUACCAUGCAGUUUUCCAUAUCUCUAAUCAGUGAUUUCAAUAAAGGCCCAUAGUUCAUUUUGUACAAUUUAAUGGGGUCAGCUGUUAAUUGAGUCCCUAGGUCAGGCAUAGGCAGCCUUCGACACUCCAGAUGUCUUGGACUACACCUCUCAUGAUGCUUUGCCAGCAUUAUGGAUUUAAGAGCAUUAUGGGGGAUGUAGACCACAACAUCUGCGGUGCAAAAGGUUGCCUACCCCUGCCCUAGGUGUUUCAUAGAGCGAUGUGCCAUCUGAAUGCUAUAGGUGGUUUGUAUGAGUGCCGUGUCUGCCGCCGACAGACCCAAAGGGAGGGCGCUAGAUUUAUUCAUGUUUGCCUUAUGGCCUGAUAUAGUUCCAUACAUCGUCAAUGCCAGAAACUGUUUUCCCCCUACUGUAACUCCGUGGAUGUCCAGGUAUUCGCGGAUAGCUUGCAGAAGGCAAUACAAAUAGUAGAGGGGAGAGCGGGCAUCUCUGCCGCGUACUAUUUCUCAAUGUGAAGGGCACAUAGGAGUUUUAAAGGCGUUUUAAAGUAGUGGAAUGGCAGCCAUUUUAAACUGGUCUAGACAUGUCCCUGGAACAAUGGGACAACACCCUGCUGGGAAAACAAUAAGACAGGAGAAGGGGGAAGAAAAUAACUAACAACAAACAAAUACAUUAUACACACCCUGCACCUGUAAUGGGUACAGGGUGACUAAAACACAAGAGGUAUCUAGGGAUCUACAUAAAGUGUCUGUCUUACCUUCCCAGUGAUGGUGACUACCGUCAUAGAGUUUAUUGCAAAAUUCCAAAACACAAAAAUUGGCAAACUUGGAGAACCCACCACUAAAUUAAGAGAAGAGCUGUCUAACACCUUUCAUACCACUAGGGUACUUACUCAUAGACCAGUAAGUAUGCAUUUUUUGUGUUAAUUUGGGAAUUUUGUAAUAAACCUUACUUGGAGAUUUGGGGGGAAUUUUACCAAAUUUUGGGUGAAAAUUUGAGUACUGCUGUGAAUUUUUUUUUAUUUCUGCGCAGGAAUUGACAAACUUUCCAGCUGACUGGGACUUUAUCAAAGCAAGCAAUGCUUGUAGGAAAUAUGUGCUUGAUACAAACUUUGGGAACACUAAUCUAUCAAUGAGGAGUGAAGCUUUGAUUCAAACAUAAACAUUGUAAAUUGUAAUCAUUUAAAAGAUGCCUUGACCAAAAACUUUCAAGCAGGAAAUAAGCUUAUAUAUAUUAAUCAGAGAGUCCUCCCGAUGCCUCACUACCAUAGUAUCACGGUAUUGUGCAAUGUAAUGGCACAAGUGCUGGUUUGCACAGCAUCAUUUGUGGAUGCAUCCAACUGCAAAUCUGAUUACAAAUGGUUAUGGGAGUAGUCAGCAUGGUCACACGGCCAGAUAAGGGGUAAUUAGCAGAAUUUUUUUGAAAAAUUAAUUCUGAAAAUAUAACUGUGCAAAAAGAUAACUUUUUGAUGAUGAAACAUUACAAACUACCUUCCACAUUCUGUAUAAGUGACGUUAAGCUCUUGUAGAUGCAAACAUCUGAAAUCAGAUAAAAUGAGCGAUACAACUGAAAUAGAAGACUAGUAUUGGAGGGAUUCGCUUUCUGCCUCUGCUUAUAUUAUCAGAAAUAUUAUGAUUUUUCUAAACUAUCUUUAUUUUUUUAAUGUUUUCAUUUUUUUUUUAUGUGUUUAUUUUAAUGAUUUUUUCCCCAGCUUACAAUACUCUUUAAAGCGGCAUUAUCAGGUUGCAAUCAUUUUUUCGUCCCUCUAUUUCCCCUUGUGUAUUAUAGCCAUAGUUUAUUCAAUGAAUUGUGCAAUAUCUGUGGUGUAUCCUCAGUACCUUUCACACUUAACUUUGGCCCCUACUUAACGCCUGAUGCGGCUACGGUACUGGCCCCUACGCUCUGCCGAAGACCUAUGUCUAUCCUCUGUUUGUACGCCCAACUCAUUUUUUUCACAAAAGCAUGUCAUUUAAACUGGUAAUGGCUCCCAAAUGAUUUAUCUUCUGCCACUGUCAUUUAAAAAAACAAAAAAAAAAGGCACACUUAGUCUUCAGUGAACACUAUUCUACUAAUAAAUAACCAAUAAACCUAUAUAAUAAUAAUAACAGCAAGCAGAUGUAACAUAAGAAGUUCAGUGCAAUUUGGUUUUCAGUUUACUACAACUCAGUAUUUAGUGAAUACAUGCACACCAGUUGGACUUUAAAGACAAUUCAAAGGUUCAUGUACAUUAUAAUUAAAGGACGGUUGUAGCGGAGAUGCAAUAUUACCCAGGUUAUCUCCGCUUAUAAUCCAAGUGAGGCUCAGGAACAAGUAAAUAGUAAAUCCACAGGCAAGGUUUCCAGCAGGUAAAAUAACAGCAAUAUCCCAACAGCAAUCCCAAUAACUGGACGACACACAGUUUCAGGAGCAGAACUGAAAGCUUUAAUCCACAGUCUCCUUAUAAAGCAUGCUCCCAUGCAAGGGAGGGAUUUACAGUAAUUAUUACAGUAGCCAAUCCUGUCCUGGUAACCUCCCACACAUCUCCUCCCCUCAGCCAGCAUCAUAAUCCCCUUAUCCAGUACAGUAAUUCCCCCCGUUUCUGGAUGUACCCCUAAACGUAGGGGUACCUCUUUAAAUCCUACAUCCCCGGAUACCCCUGAUCUGGGUGAACAACAUAUCCAAAAAUCACCCAGAUCAGACCAGGGGUUCGGGAAAUGUAUGGAGGGAAUAAAAUGACCGACCGCACUAACUGAGAUAGCCGAAUAAGGUUCCAUGCGAAUGGGCCCUGCGGUCGGUCCUGGCAUAAGGGAACAAAAUACACGAAAGCCUCUAGCUAUAGAGGCUAGGGAGGGUUCGCCUGAAUCCCCUCGUUCGGUAUUUUCUAUCUACCGAACGAGGGGCCGUUCGGUAGUUUGGAACCGAACGGACCAGGUUUGUGGAGGUCUCAGCGGUGUUCGCCUACUCGAGUGUCCGAUUUUAGUUCAAGACACUCGACGGCAAAACACAGCUGUUCGGGAGUUUUAAAUGGAGUUUGUCGAAUGGCGGCCACCCCCGAGAACAAAGGACGGCUACUUACUAUUCAAUUACCCGUUCGCAACAAUGUUGCAACGGGUAAUUGAGGACACACUUCACACAGGGGAGGUCUGGUUGUUCAGUAGUUUCAUUCGAAUAAACUAAGGGAAUGAAACUACCGAACAAUCAGAGGAAUACAAUUCUUUUUAACACAUAUAAAACACAACAGAUACACAAAUGCAGUUAUGUACAGUAUAUUUGUAGGAUCGCCUGGUGCCAUCCGCUACAACGGUCACCUCAAAACAGUUUUUACUAUAUUAACCCUAGUUUCAAAUGGCAUAAUAAUAUGUAGUGCAGUUAUAACAGCUCCCAUCCUCACUCACUAAACAUAGCAAGGACACCUGGGACAUCUGUGCUACUGGUGAAACAGAUCUACAUUCCCUGCUCCAGUUUAAUGAGCAUCUACAUUUCAAUAUUGCUAUUCUGUCAUAAGAUGUAAUUAAAAGAAUGCAGAUUGGGUAGGAUAUCCUCAGUAUGAGAAUAUACUUAGGGCAGGUGUUGCUUUAAAUGCACAGACUUCCAGCAAGACAAUUUUAGAAUAGGCAAGUUACCUAAUUUUUACAUUGUUUUUGUACCCCCUAAGUCCUAGAAUAUAGAGACUGUCUUGCAGGUUUAUGGAACUGUUUCCUAUGAGUGGUAUGUUCAAGGGAAAUUGCUACAAGCACAUAAAGUAAAACAGAUCAUGGUUAUUUUUAUGUCAAGACCACAGUGAAAUAGACAUAUCCUCCAUUCUCUCCGUAGAGCUGAUAAUGAUAAACUUCCUUCAAAUUGUAGUGUAUUAAUCAUGGUUGACCAAGUAAUUGAAGAGUUUUGGAAAGACAAUUUUAGGUAAUGGACAAAAGACGGACAAAAGACAGACAAUUAGAAGUGAAUAACUUAGCCAAGAGCUGAAAGGACCUAUGAGGAAACAUUAAAAGCUUUUAAAAACCUCUACAGAACCUUGUGCUACAGUUUACAUGAUGUUCCCAAGGCUAGGAACCGAAGACAAACACACUGGAGAUAAUUGUCUUUCUGUGCUUUUAUUUCUUCAGGCGUAUUUCUUAGAUUCAGUAGAAAACAAUAAUCGUGUAGCUCAAACCUCUUUAGACUGCUCUCUGUGUGUAUGUACAGUGUAAUACAAAUAGAAAGCUAGGUAGCAUGCACAUGUAAAGCAUGUAGUCUUAUUCUUGAGCAGCAAAUUAAUUUUAUUAAAACUUAGGGGCGUUACUCUCUGAUACCAAUAUUACGGUGAGCAUUGUGUUGAGUUAAUUCAUUGUAAUUGAUACUUGGGUAUCAUUAAAUUGAGCUAUAAAUUUCAGGUAACGUGCUUUCAAUAUAUAUUUUACAGAUAAUAAACAUUUAAAUGGCACCAUAAGCAAUUAGUUCCUUUCACCAUAAUUUGAAUUUGAAAAUAAAUUGAAUAAACAGAAGAUUAAAAGUUUCCAUCAAAGACUUGGGAACGAAGGGUAAAAAAAAAAGGCCUCAGCGAGCAAUUUUUUUUAAAAAUUUUUUUUUUUUUAGUUUCAAAUAGUUUUUUAUUUGCAUGCAUGUAACAAGAAACAUAUUGCAAUAUGGUUACAGUUGGAAUGAGAUGACAUUUUACACGGACAGGUACAGUGAAAAUAUAACAUUACAUCGUUUUUGUCACAUUGUGUCUUUAAACAGGGUUUGCAUGAGUUACAGUUGGUUAACCUUGUUGCUGUCAUCACAUGCUGCAAAGGUUUUUCUUCUAACAAACAGUGGGGGGGGGGGGAAAUGUAGAGAGGGGUACAGUCAUUCAACCUUGUGUUCUGUUGACGCUAGCGUAGUGCCUGUGUUGUUAAUGUUAGAGGACAUUUAUAUGCAGCGUAACCCAGAGUUAAUUAUAGAUAAGUAAUAAAAAAAUGAACAUUGGGGGGGCGGGGCCUGACAGCCAACAUGGCCGGUCGCACACUCAAAGAUCUCCUACAAUGACUGGCAAAAGAGCGCUACUACAGAGCGAUCCAAAUGUGCCAGUGGCAAACGGUGACCGGGUCCGAGUACAGAACAACAGGAGCAAUCGAUUGAUACAAGCCCGGCACCUGUGCGCAGCGGAAAAACCUGCACCGGCCAUGCAGCCUACACCAGAGCGAAGCCUGGAGUCCGGGGGAGGCGGCCGAUUUCCUGCCCCAGGACGAGCUCCUAAACGAGAGCACACUACAGCCCUGCUACCCCCCUCCCCCCCUUCUGGACCGGCGGGGGAUAUCCCGGUCCUCGCUGGGGACGAUCAACCCCGCAUUCCUGCCUGCCCAAGCAACGAAACCCGCACCCAAAUGGAGAUGUCAGUGCCCAGCUAAGAUGGCGGGACAGCGCAAGACGAAGCACUCGCCUCCCAAGCACACAAUAGAGUUUUUCCACAGGCUUUGUAUAUACCUAUGGGCAAAGCUUAAAGCCAGGAGACAACCCUUCAGACUGGCGGCGAAAGUGGUUAAGGUGUGGAUCCGCCCGGCGACCCACCGCUGCCUGCGGUGGAAUCCACCACGUGGCCCCAACAUAGCCUCCCGACAGGAACGAAGACGAGGAGCAGUGUGGCGGAAAUCAGUGCAGGGCACCUCGGACGACAGUACAUACGAACACGGAGCCCGCCGGAGUGCCCAGCCUGCCUAUCAAUCAGCGGUCCCAGCAACAGCCAUCCCGCAAAGCACAACCCAGCACAGAGGGACCGGCGGAGCCGACAGUGACACAAAUUAUGCCACAGCAAAGUUGGGGACUGACCGGCAGAAAAUCUACCCACGGCCAAUUGGAGAGAGAGCACUGAGGGGGGCGAGUGCCCUACCGCGAAAGCACAACCAUCACCCCGCCAAGUGAGCGGGCUACCCCCGGGCAGGACACCCCCAUGAUGGACACAAUGAAACACCCGGUGGGUAUAGGCUGAAAGGGCUGUCCUCACAGGCAUAUGGCGCUGGACUCUAGCUUCUGCCUUAUACACCCCAUAGGACAAGGUCACCGCUAGCAAUACCCCACAGUCCAGACACUCGCCUCACAGCAUGUGCCUCUAUUGAACUGGGAACAACUAAACUCAUAUUGCACUGCCUAGCCAUGCAGGUUAUUAGUUAUUAGAUUCACUCUUCACGUAGUCCUGCCUGUAAGCCGUGCCACAACAUCCUGCAAGUCCAGCUGAGUUAAGCUUAACAUGCAAGCACUUAGCAACCAUACAAGCGACUACAGUAAUGUCCUAGCUAGCAUGUGACUUAAUAUAUGGUUCUAACUGCAUCAGCAUAGUUAACCUAGCUCCAGUGAGCACUAAUUGUUUUUCUUUUGUUUGUCUCAUUUACAAUUACUCUGACAUUUGUAAUUUCUCAAAUAUUACGUUUAGAUCUAAAGUUAAGCUUUUUUACUAUACUAAAAAAAGUGCAGAAUACCCAUGUCAUGACACAAUAUCUGUUGUAUUUUCCUAUUAUUACUAUCGCUGCCGUCAUGGCACCACACGCAUGUAAGUUAAAUCGAUGCACAAUAAAAAAAUGAACAUUGGAGUGCCAGUCGGUUGUGUGAUUAUUAACACCUUGGGUGUCACCUGGUUAUUCCUAUGACCCUUAAUAUGGGCACGGCUGUCGACUCUUCAUCGGCUCCGACAGUGUAUGCGUGUAUCUUAAGGCUUUCUGUUGCCUCAUUCCAGUUCUCCCAGGCUAUCUUCCAUAUUUAGAUUUUUUUUGGUUGGCCGCCUGUCUGGUUGCGCAUUAGUAUGUUUUAUUUUGGUCUAUCAGUUAGAUACAAUCUUGAAGUGUUGGAGCUGUCUUGGUGCGCCAUCUCCUACCAAUUAGUGUCAAUGCUGCUAUGGUAAUCUGAAAAAUGAGAUAUGCCAUAUUCGACUAAGUCUUGGGGGGGUAUUUGUGUAGGAGGUAUAUUUCUGGGGGUUUUGGGAAAUUCAUGCCGGUUGUUGAUGCCACUAGACUCAUCGUCUUUCCAAUAUUUGGAUAAUCGUGGGCAAUUCCACCAAAUAUGGAGCAUAUCUCCCUUGGCUUCUAGGCAUCUCACACAGCGGUCAUACACUGUAGGGAGCAUUUUGUGUAAUUUUGUCGGUAUUAAAGGACCACUAUAGUGCCAGGAAAACAUACUUGUUUUCCUGGCACUAUAGUGCCCUGAGGGUGCCCUCACCCUCAGGGCCCCCUCCCACCGGGCUCUAGGUGGAGGAAGGGGUUAAACUUACCUCUUUCUCCAGCGCCAGGUGGGGAACUCUCCUCUCCGCCUCCUCUCCUCCUCUUCGGCUGAAUGUGCAUGCGCGGCAUUCACCCAGUCCAUAGGAAAGCAUUCACAAUGCUUUCCAAUGGACGCAAGCGUCUUCUCACUGUGAAAAUCACAGUGAGAAGCGCAGAAGCCCUCUAGCGGCUGUCAAUGAGACAGCCACUAGAGGCUGGAUUAACCCAUAGGUAAACAUAGCAGUUUCUCUGAAACUGCUAUGUUUACAGAAAAAAGUGUUAAUCCUAUCUGGACCUGGCACCCAGACCACUUCAUUAAGCUGAAGUGGUCUGGGUGCCUAUAGUGGUCCUUUAAGUGCCAUCUAUAAAGGAUUUUUGUGGUUAGUUCUAUAUGUGAGGAACCUAGUGUUAGUUUUUUGUAGGUGGAAAACAUUUUCUCCCACUCUGAGUCUGUUAAGUCCCUUUCCCAGCUUUGUACAAAGGUUAAGUUUUGCAGUGUACUCCUGUGUUUAGGCUGUUGUAUAUCAAUGAGAUCGAUCUUGUGCCAUUAGUGCCUGUUCGAAGGUCGACAACCGUUGCCCAUUUACAUUGUUCAGUGCUGGUAUAUAGUGUUUGCUGAGCCAUGCUCUUAUUUGUCUGUAUGCAUACUCAGCUGUACUCUGUAGGCUAAACUGUUUCUGUAGGCUUGGGAAAGGUGUGGUAGUCUUCCCUUGUAUGAUUUGCGCUAUGUGGAAUAUAUGGUGCCUUUCCCAUAUGCGGGAGUUGAAGUCAGGGACCAAUGAUUGCAAUGUGGAAAUCGUCAUCGCUGGGGAGUAGGCUUUAGUCAAGCAGAGUUUGGCUCUGUGAGUUUCCCAUAUGUGUUUUGUUAGGGCAGUUGUAGGUAGCAUCGUUAGGUCUUUAGGUUUGAGAUGGGGUGGGAUCCACAUAAUUGAUAGUAAUUGGUGCCCUGGAGUGGUUGCUGACUCUGGUGUUACCCAUUGCAGGUUAUUUUUGGGGGUUUGUGCUAGAACAAUGGGGUUAAUGUUUGCUGCAUGGUAAUAAUGUUGUAUGUUAGGAAGGCUCAUGCCUCCUUUUGUGUAGUGCCUGUACAUUGUUGAGUGGCCAGUCGUGGUUUCUUGUUUGCCCAAAUAAAUUUGUUUAGCAACUUUACAGUAGGAGGGUGAUAUCCGGAUUGGCAGGGUCCUAAAGAGGUAUUGGUAUUUGGGAAGAGUAACCAUUUUUACAGCGGCUACUUGACCUGUCCAGGAGAUGUACUUUUUGUGCCACCCCUGGAGGAGUGAAUGUCAGCGAGCAAUUAUUAAGAAAUCUAAAACAGCAUUAACUGAUGAGAUUUUUCAAUACUCAGAGACUUAAUCGUAGACAUAUAGUACAAUUCCAGCACCAACCUGGAAAAUCCUGAAGGUAAAUGCCUAUGGAAGGGAAUUCUAGGUAAAACAAAAUAAUACAUUUUUUAAAAAGUUUAACUUAAAGGUCCUGCACUAGCCAUAAAAAAAGGAAAUAAAACAUACAAUUAAAGCUAAUUUAUCUUUAUGGGUGUAAUUAUUUAUAGAAUUGUUGUGAGAACAACAAAUGUUACAUAACUUCAGUACUUGUAUUCUCAAAGAGAAUGAGAGCAUUAACAUUUAGGACACAAAUGCCUCCUCCAUAUCCCCUUUAUUACAAUGCAAGCUCAUGUAAUGCUGUCAAAUGAAUGUUUUUCUCUACUGUGCCUGGUCUUUCUGAACAGAGUUCGAGGCAAUGCUGGGAUCAAACCACUUCUUUCUGUGACUGUCUUUUUACACUGGAACUGUUUACUUCUAUGUAGUAUUGCACAUUGUGCUGAUAUUUUGAUACUUAAAAUUCCUGAACACCUUAGCAGAUUACUUACAAUUCAUGUAAUGCACAGGUGUAUUAGUGUUUACACACUCAUGCUUACACAUUGUCUCUGCUUUCUUUAGAUUUUUGCCGUAUGUUGGGAUGGUUACUAUUGUGAUGAAUGAUUAUCCAAAAUUUAAGGUAAGAAUGCAAAACAUAUUUACUAAGGCUUUAAAGUGUUUAAUAUCUAUGUGUUCUUACUUGGCUACUGGAUAAGGUUCCUGGAAUGGAAACUAUUAUACUUAAAAUCAAAGACAAUUAUCUUACAGGCAAGUUAACAUUUCAGGUUUGAAGCACUCACUUCAGCGAAUAACCCUGUAAAUGUAUGCAUUACAUUGUAUCACUAUUUUUCAAAUUUAAAUAUUCUGGAGAUGAUUUUAAAGCAAAUAUUCAAUAUAUACAGAAUGACUGCCACUGUUAGACAAUUUCGUACAGUAAAUAGUGUGCAAAUGGAUACUGUGUGAUAAGGAAGAAACGUAUAUAUGUGUGUCUGUUAUAUCAUAGUAUUCCACUGUACUGACAGCAGUUGCUCUGUUUAGAAAACUGUAGAAGCCUGAUAUGGGAGGGGAAGUGAUCCUUGCAUUUUUUUGUUCACCAUUGAUGUCAUCAAGAUAGGCAGAAGAAUGGAAUAGAAAUCCUUAACAUUUUAAACUAUAGUGUAUGAUCAUGACAAUGUUACAAUGCAGCUUUUGGGAACCUGUCACCACUAACCUGACCAUCUGCUCCACUGCCUCGGUCUCAUUACAGAGGUGGGUGUUACAUUUUUGUAAUAUCCACCUCCAAUCCACUUGCGCUUUGCCCUGUCUCUUCACUGAUUUUUCCUGCUUGGGAGGCUUCCCCAAACAGGGCAAACCCCCUCCAGGACACGGAUGUGCUGGCUUUGUUACAAACAAGCCUGCGACUGAACGUCAGUCACUCUGUUCCUGUACUCCAAACUAGCUCUAGCAGCUCCAGCUAGGGAAGUACCAUUGCAUCAACUGCACGUGCGCUGUUGUUGCUAUGGCGUAAAUCAGAAAGGCCUCCUCCAGUCUAUGCUGAAGAAAUGAUUGACAGGUGGGGGAAAAACUAUUUUUAAAAGUGUUUUUCUUCCAUUCUAUACAUUUGUUAACACAUGGAUGAAUUUUGAAGCUCUUUGAAAAGAGCGAAAGUAGUUUUGGCAUGACAGGUGCCCUUUAAUAUAUACUAAAACAGUUAAUAUAUGUCAUCACAGUUUCCUUUUUUAUUGGCUACACUUAUCCCACAAUCCUUUCCCCUUGUCUCCUAGUCCUUUCCCAUAGUGUUUUGCGGAGUUAGAUUUACCAUUUGGAUGCACCAUGUUACUUUGUUCUAUGUUUGUUUAAAUUGGCACAUUGUUUCUAGGUGUAACAGUUUAUGUAUUUUUUUUCUUACAGUAUGCGGUUUUGGCGAUUAUGGGCGCUUUUGUACUUUUAAAACGUGAAUCCUAAAAUUGGAAGAAAAUCCUGCCAGAAUGAAAAAAGUCACUGAAACUAAUAUAUUCUGUUUUUGUUUAAUAUUUUAUUUCUGUAAAAAAAAAUAACAAACAUGUGAAGUCUCUUUGGCCUGUACAAAUACAAGUUCUCCUUGAAGUCACUGUUUUUCUAUUUGAGACCUAAUAAAAUGCUGAAAUAAUAUUAGUGCCUUUUGUAGAUUUUAUUUUUUUUCAUGUAUAAAAUCAUUAUUUAAAUAAAGUUAUUUCAGUCAGCA
This is a messenger RNA of Pelobates cultripes (western spadefoot toad), 26946 nucleotides long. Lineage: Eukaryota; Metazoa; Chordata; Amphibia; Anura; Pelobatidae. The record is from the annotation of a GenBank genome assembly.